Molecule: messenger RNA, 1208 nt
Organism: Apis dorsata (giant honeybee)
Lineage: Eukaryota; Metazoa; Arthropoda; Insecta; Hymenoptera; Apidae
Exons: 5
Coding region: 10-495 (161 amino acids)
Source: RefSeq, a predicted model, not a curated record
GAUAAAAUAAUGGAGAAAUCUGUCAUCAAAAAGCCUCGUAAUAAACGAAAAACUUAUUGGUGUGCUCCUAGGAAAGUAAAAAGUACAAAUAUCUUAGAGAAUAUCGACAAUUCCUUACAAGAUAAAAAGAUGAAAAAAAGACAUCAUAAAAAAAAACGGAAGUCUGGAAGAAAUAUGAGACGUAUCGAUAUCUUAGCACAACCUAAAUCUAUGAAACAUGAACUACAACAUAAGAGACAUCUCUCUAAUGCAAACUGUUCUGUCAGGAAAUAUAAUGCUGUAACAAAAUCUAUUUCAUCAAAUCAGAAAAUUAUCACUUAUCCACAUAAAACUUUAAAAACGAAGAAAUUUAAAGGAACACAUCAAUCAGGAAAUUCUAUGAUGAAUAUAACAUUAAAAGAUUCACCAAUUAUAUUACCGAAGAAAAUAGGUGUCCGAUUAUUUUCUUUAGUAAAAAAGAGACUUAGAGAACUGACAAAUUGCAAAAAUAUGUAAGAAAAAACAUAUGGAAAAUAAAAGAUUAAAAAUUACACAUCUAUAUAUAAGGAAUUACGAAAUGUGGAAUUCAUACAAUUUUGGAUAAAAUGAAAAGUAUAUUAUUACAUGCAGUAAAAUCUUAUCUUAUAAAAUGUCGAAAAAGGACGGAAUAUUAUCUUAGUCUUAAAUUCGCAAAAUGAUAAUAUAAAUAUUAUGGAAAACUAUUUACUACAUUAUCAUAUUUACUUAGUUAACGAUGUAUCUGUAUAUAAAGUACAAAAAAUAUAAUUAAUUUGUGAACAUAUUCCAUACAAAGAUUAAGGCACUAGUAAAUAUAGCUAAAUCUUCUAAAAUUUUUUCUUUUCUAUCAAAUGCAAUUUAUAUUAUAUUAUUCAACAAAGAGUCAUUUGUUCAAAAAAAAAUUGUUGAAUCUUUUAUCUACUAAACAUAUAAGUAAGUAUAAUCAUAACUAUCGUAGAUAAUAUUGAAUGUCUUAUAGCUGAUGCACCAGCUCUACAAUCUACGAUUCUUCUAGCUCUCAUAAAAUCUGGACCUAAAUACGCACUAAAUUCUCUUUUUUCUGGUGGUAUUAUCACCAAUUGCUGCGUAGCAUCUUGGAAAAUUAAAUCACUAUAAGGUGGCGGACUGUAAAACAUACUAAAACUAAAUUCGUCCUGUUCUUUUCUACCAUAAAAUUGUUGAGCAUAAAUAAAUAAAUUUAUAUAAGCGUU